AUGUCGGUCGUGGUGCCGGUCCGUUCCGGAGCCUCGUGCUGCUGUGAGGCUCGUGCUGUGAUUGGUUCCGCAGCAGCCAAUGAGCGCGCGACUCUGCGUCUGUGCGGGAUCGGGAACACGCUCCAAGCCUCGCCCGGGACAUUUUGUGCAGAAGAGGAUCUGAGGUUUUUGCCCUGCGCAUCAGCGGCUUCAGGCUCUGACAUGUUCUCCGUGUUCUGGGAGAUGAUUCCUCGCUAUUUGCUGCGUGAGGACGCCUGCGGGUUGAGUUAG
This is a messenger RNA of Knipowitschia caucasica, 270 nucleotides long. The record is from the annotation of a GenBank genome assembly. NCBI's taxonomy places the organism in Eukaryota, Metazoa, Chordata, Actinopteri, Gobiiformes, Gobiidae.